Molecule: messenger RNA, 910 nt
Organism: Saitoella complicata NRRL Y-17804
Lineage: Eukaryota; Fungi; Ascomycota; Saitoellomycetes; Saitoellales; Saitoellaceae
Product: ribosomal protein L6
Exons: 1
Coding region: 81-728 (215 amino acids)
Biological process (GO): translation
Cellular component (GO): ribosome; mitochondrial large ribosomal subunit
Molecular function (GO): rRNA binding; structural constituent of ribosome
Source: RefSeq, a predicted model, not a curated record
CGAAGGAAAAAAAAAAGUCGACGACUCAAUCUCGGGCUUCCCGUUCAACGCGCGAUCUAUAUAACAUAACCAGAAUCAGGAUGUUCGCUUCAUUACGGCCGUCGUCGCAGUCCUUCCGCCUCUUGGCUCGUUCCUUCUCGGCCACGCCCGCAACAUGCUCUCACAUCGGCUCAGCUCCAAUCCCCCUCCCCCCCGCCGUCACCGUUACCCCAACCCCCACCGAUGACAUUCCAGAACUCCAUACAAUCCAGGGUCCCCUCGGCUCCAUGAAACUCCCCAUCCCCGCCUACCUGCAGCUUCACCACGACGAAGCGACACAGAAGCUAAAGUUGACGUGUGACGAUACCACGGUGAAGAAGCACCGAGCGAUGUACGGCACCACGCGGGCUCUAUUGUUUAACCACAUCACCGGCGUCUCCGAAGGCCACUCCAUCACGAUCCGCUUCGUCGGUGUCGGAUACCGUGGUUCGCUCGAGACCUCUUCCGCGGGAAAACCCUUCGUUUCUUUGAGGAUCGGAUUCGCGAACCCGGUGGAGAUGCCGGUGCCGGAGGGGAUUAAGGUUACGUUUCAGGUGCCGACGAAGUGUGUUUUGGAGGGGGUUGAUAAACAGUUGAUUACGCAGUUUGCGGCGAAGAUCAGGGCGUGGAGGAAGCCGGAGCCUUAUAAUCAGAAGGGUAUCUUUGUUGGGGAUGAGACGAUUGAGAAGAAGGAGAUUAAGAGGGGUUAAACUGGUGUUAAGUGAUGGGUGGUUUGCGGUUGUGGGUUGGGAAAGUGAUGCAUAUGAUGGUGACGGGGAGGAAGAUCGUUACGAAGAUCUUGCAAAAGCUAUUGGUGGAGGAGGAAAGCAUACGUCGGGCGUUAAUAUCUUGGUCCUUUGUGUUGUGUAUAUGGAUGUUUUUGGCAUAGACU